Molecule: messenger RNA, 285 nt
Organism: Nannizzia gypsea CBS 118893
Lineage: Eukaryota; Fungi; Ascomycota; Eurotiomycetes; Onygenales; Arthrodermataceae
Exons: 4
Coding region: 1-285 (94 amino acids)
Source: RefSeq, a predicted model, not a curated record
AUGCAAGAUGUGCAGUAUAAGGGUGCUGACACCAUGAUUCCCCCUGCAUACAGUAUAUGUAUGAUAAAUCUGCCUUACAAACUCGACUCUCAGACGAUAAUUAGAGUAAAAAAUACCUGGUACCUUGACAAGUUUGAGAACCAACCAAGCUCUAAGGUACUCCGUAAAUUACACUUUCGGGUCGACCCACAUUGGGGUAACUGGAUGAUAGAGGAGAAGUGCAGGAAUGCAUGGGUAUUGCUUUACUUUAGCGCAUACAGUAGCGUGGAUGACUCCUAUUCCUAA